Cynara cardunculus var. scolymus (artichoke) is the source of this 1135-nucleotide messenger RNA. Its product is annotated as serine/threonine-protein kinase SAPK7-like. Bases 28 to 1098 code for a protein of 356 amino acids. Gene Ontology annotation, molecular function: protein serine/threonine kinase activity; ATP binding. Gene Ontology annotation, biological process: protein phosphorylation; intracellular signal transduction. The transcript is spliced from 9 exons. The record is from RefSeq and is a predicted model, not a curated record. Lineage: Eukaryota; Viridiplantae; Streptophyta; Magnoliopsida; Asterales; Asteraceae.
UAACCCGAAAAUUCAUCGAUCAUUGCCAUGGACAAGUAUGAGGUGGUGAAGGAUCUUGGCUCAGGUAAUUUCGGGGUUGCAAGGCUCUUGAGGCAUAAAGAAACCAAAGAUCUCGUUGCCAUGAAAUACAUCGAGCGCGGUACGAAGAUUGAUGAAAAUGUGGCAAGAGAAAUUAUAAACCAUAGGUCGCUUCGUCAUCCUAAUAUUAUCCGAUUCAAGGAGGUGGUACUAACACCGACACAUCUAGCAAUCGUGAUGGAAUACGCUGCUGGCGGAGAGCUCUUUGAUCGUAUCUGUACUGCAGGUCGAUUUAGUGAAGACGAGGCAAGAUACUUCUUCCAACAACUGAUCUCUGGGGUCUCCUUCUGUCACUCCAUGCAAAUAUGCCAUCGAGAUUUGAAGUUAGAAAAUACUCUUUUAGAUGGAAGCCGAGCACCUCGCCUCAAAAUCUGCGACUUCGGUUAUUCAAAGUCGUCGCUUCUACAUUCAAGACCUAAAUCAACGGUUGGAACUCCAGCUUACAUCGCUCCAGAAGUUCUUUCUCGUCGAGAAUAUGAUGGCAAGUUGGCCGAUGUGUGGUCGUGUGGAGUGACACUAUACGUUAUGUUGGUGGGAGCAUACCCUUUUGAAGAUCCAUCCGAUCCUAAAAACUUCAGAAAAACUAUAUCUCGUAUUAUGUCCAUUCAAUACAAGAUCCCAGACUACGUUCAUAUUUCUCAAGAAUGCAAACAACUUCUCUCACGCAUAUUCGUUGCAAAUCCUUCACGGAGGAUUACGAUCAAGGAAAUCAAGAAUCACCCGUGGUUCUUAAAGAAUUUACCAAGGGAGCUCAUGGAAUCGACUCAAAACAACUAUUACCAAAAAGACAACCCGAGUUUUUCCCUUCAGAGCGUGGACGAGAUCAUGAAGAUCGUGGCGGAGGCGAGAAACCCUCCGCCAUCGUCGAAAUCAGUCGGGUAUUUCGGGUGGGGAGCAGAGGAAGAAGAUGAAGAGAAAGAGGAAGAAGUUGAUGAAGAAGAAGUAGAAGAAGAAGAAGAAGAUGAAUAUGAAAAGAGGGUAAAAGAGGUUCAUGCAAGUGGUGAAUUCAAUAUCAUUUAAGCAUAUAUUUCAUAUGAUGUAUUGCAUUAUGAUUUUA